Molecule: messenger RNA, 1754 nt
Organism: Perca fluviatilis (European perch)
Lineage: Eukaryota; Metazoa; Chordata; Actinopteri; Perciformes; Percidae
Gene: wdr83
Product: WD repeat domain containing 83
Exons: 10
Coding region: 183-1136 (317 amino acids)
Biological process (GO): mRNA splicing, via spliceosome
Cellular component (GO): catalytic step 2 spliceosome
Molecular function (GO): protein binding
Source: RefSeq, a predicted model, not a curated record
ACGUGAGGGGUGGGUAAAAUGAAUGGUGGAAGCGUUUGAUGGUUACAAAGCAAACCGGGAAAAACGUAUUAACAACGCAUUAUUAUUAUAAUAUUAGCUGCACCAGGAAUAUCAACAUGGCUCUCCCAUGAAAAUUGAACUCUGGUGAAACGGUUCAAGUAAGUUAAAUAAGUUAUGUCAUCAUGGCGUUCCCUGAACCCAGACCUCAGGCUCCUCAGCUCCCUCAACAUCUGCUCAGGACCAUAGACUGUCAGCAAGGAGCUGUCAGGGCUGUUCGCUUCAACGCUGAUGGGAACUACCUGCUGUCCUGUGGCAGUGACAAAUCUCUAAAGCUGUGGAGCGUGAGCCGAGGGACCCCGCUGAAGACAUACAGCGGCCAUGGAUACGAGGUUCUGGAUGCCGAUGGUUCCUAUGACAACAGUCACCUGUGCUCCUGCAGCUCCGAUAAGACCGUGAUCCUGUGGGACGUCGCCACAGGCCAGGUCACACGCAAACUGAGAGGCCACGCCGGGAAAGUCAACUGUGUCCAGUUCAACGAGGAGGCAACUGUCAUCUUGUCUGGGUCUCUCGAUGGGACGGUUCGGUGCUGGGACACCAGGUCCAGAAGAUUUGAGCCCAUCCAGGUUCUAGACGAGGCUCGGGACAGCGUCAGCAGCCUGAAGGUGGCACAACACGAGCUGCUUACCGGGUCGGUGGAUGGCAGAGUGAGGCGCUACGACCUGAGAAUGGGACAGCUGCACGUUGACUUCAUCAGCAGUCCCAUCACAUGUGUGUGUUUCAGUCAGGACGGUCAGUGCACUCUGAGCUCCAGUCUGGACUCAACAGUCCGACUACUGGACAAGAGCACCGGGGAAAUGCUGGGAGAGUAUUCUGGACACAAGAUGAAGGGCUAUAAGCUGGACUGCUGCCUGUCGAGUAAAGACACCCACGUUCUGAGCUGCUCAGAAGACGGACACGUCUAUUUCUGGGACCUGGUGGAAGGAUCUUUGUCUUUGAAACUGCCAGUGGGGAAAGCUGUCGUCCAGUCGUUGUCCUUCCACCCCACAGAGACCUGCCUCAUCACAGCCAUGGAGGGGCGCGUCCAGGUGUGGGGGGCAGAGCCCGAGGAGACGGAGGAGGAUGCAGCGGCCACAUAGAGAAUGGUGAAAGUAGUCCAAAGCCACAUUUGCAUGCUGAGAAGAUUUUUUUUUUUUUUUCUUCUCUUUUUCCAAUAACAGUCUGUAAACCUCAUCAUUUUAAAACCUGAUACAACUUAUGGUGGCAUGAUAGCAUCUUACUUCCACAUUUAGUUUCUUGUGUCUGUAAACACAGGGUUAGGUUGGAAAAAGGAAAAAUCGCAAAACAUGAAACUGAAUCACAAAGCAUCAAAGGCUCAUGUGGACGGCUUAACUUGAAUAAGAUCCAAACUGGGGGUAAAAAAAAUAAAUCCACUUUGGUCAGAAGUGAGCUACAUAGAUACACCGUUGAUGUCAGGUGCAGCUAACUUCUUAGCCAGAUUAUCUGUCUUUAUGGCUGUUAGCUUUCCAAAGAUUUAGCUCUCUGGAGAAGGGAAGCAAAUGCUAAACACAUACCAGCUGACACAAAUAGUGCAAAGUCCACAGAUGUAGAGUUCAUGAUCUGGAUGUAAAUCUAAUUUUAGUUUAUGAAUGAAUCAUAACAGUUAACUAAAUGAUCUAGGACUUGGAUUUUUGUGUGUGUGAAAACAUAUAUUUUUGUACAAAACCUUGAAUAAACGUUUUCUUGUAUAAAUGACA